UGUCCUAUCGCUACCCCGACUUCCAGGAAACGCUGCAUGCUAUAUUGUGGGUAUCGAUCACAGAGCUUGAAAACCAUGGUAACGGAGUUAGGCGCGAUCACGUGCUCUGUGAUGUUGAAGAAGGUAUGAGUUGUUAAUGGCGCCAGGUUGAUCGUACAGGCAGGACUAUGACCGGGUGGUAUCGCAGCAGUGUUGUCGUCCUCGCUGCGUGGCAGAUCUGCUUUACGAGUGGAAACAAGGCCUGUACAUACCACACUUACAACUACGGCCACUCAAGAGUCGUCGCCUACAAUUGUCAUGACUGGGAAUACUGUUGCUCCGGAGUUUGCUGUGACUAUCCCGUCUUGAUUCACAAAUUGUGGUACUUCUGGGUUGGGAUACUGGCUCUUGCCUUCUUCCUGCUGCUGGCGUCAAUCACAUGGUAUAAGAAACGUUACUACGGUCGGGUGUUGAGAGUCCACCCUGCUGCUAUAGGACCGGGCGCUGUCCAUAUGCAUACAGUGACAACUCAGCAAUACAUCCAUACACCAACCUACCCUGGAUCAUAUGUUUCUGUACCCCCCGGGCCGUAUGUCUCCGCACCCCCGGGACCUCCACCACCAUACUCCUCCCUCCCAGGGCAGACACAGGGCAAGCAACCACCCCCAGCAGGACCUAUGCAGCCAGCAUAUCUACCCGCAGGGAUGACCCCGGACAACGACAGCAGUAAUCUAUUCUAGUGGGCAGCUUAUUGCCUAUCGGGAGGAAUUUCCAUCAAAUAUUAAUCGCAAGUAUCGUGAUGCUCUACAACGACAACCAUUUGCUGUUGGCGAUUUCUGUCGCCCAGAAAGGGGGUUCUAGUGAUGAUUGGAUAUAGACAGUAGCAAUUACAAACGGCUGCACAUAACAUACUUCUAAUUUUCAUGUGCUUGAGAAUGUAGCAAAUACGGGUUAUGUUAAUAAUGAUAAUAAUAAUUGUGUCUCGAUGUAUAUCAAAAUGUGUUCGUUUCUAAUACUCAUUUCAACACAUUUGCAUCCUACGAUUAUAUCAACCAAUCAAAACCUCGGGAUGAAGUGCUGUAUAGCAACGUAAGCAAGCGAAAUUACGAAGUUUCUUUUGCUAUUGUUGUCAACGGCAUAAGUAACAUUGACAGAAUCAUGGAUAACUUGUUUGAGUGGCAUUUUAGAAAUUGGGGCGUAAAAGUCUGUUCAAUAUAGAAUCAUGGAAGACACAGAACAGUCGACAGAAGAUGCCCUUGAACUCGACGAUAAUCUCGGAGACGGUUAAUAUUCUGCGGUUUGCAAGUAUUUUGCAAGAUGCGAAUACUACAGGAUGUCAACAACUUGAUUUUAAAUUUCUGAUCCAUAACAAUGUCCACCGCCGUGAUAUUGCUGGAAUAUUGAUAAAACUAACUCACUCACUGUGGUCUAUAAAGGUUUCAGCUAAACCGUAUGUAACGUUGGUUUUGAUAGUCACGUUGUGGAUUACACUGACAGUUUGAAUAAGCAUUUAUUAUUGGUAAAUUAGACAUUACUCCGCCCUCUGCAUCGCUCACCAUGUUGUAUAUAACCUGUUUUCCUCCGUUAUACGAUAUAUCAUGUAUAUCGCAUGUUGUGAUCCAUACGAUGUUGUAACAUACUUAAUAGUGCCUCUUGAAACCCUUUUCAGGUUUACAUUAUUUGUUACAAUUGUGCGUAAAUAAAUGAAAUCAAUUCUGA
Molecule: messenger RNA, 1698 nt
Organism: Haliotis rubra (blacklip abalone)
Lineage: Eukaryota; Metazoa; Mollusca; Gastropoda; Lepetellida; Haliotidae
Product: vesicular, overexpressed in cancer, prosurvival protein 1-like
Exons: 5
Coding region: 168-719 (183 amino acids)
Source: RefSeq, a predicted model, not a curated record